AUGUUAAUAGGAGAGACUGAAUCAAUCCAGAAGGAGACCGAGAUGUUGAUCAAGAAGGCUUUAGAUCUCAUCCUGGAUGAAGAAGAUGAUGAACAAGUUGAGGAAGGUAGUUUAGAAGAACUUCAUAAAGGUGUUAAGAUCAUAGAUUUUGAACUUGAUAAAAAGUAUUUGUAUGAUGACCUAGUUGAUACUAAGCCGGUAGUUAUACCAGAUGAUGAUACCAGUGAUGUUGAUGCCACUAAUAAUUUUGAUAACACUGCUGAUAAUAUAGAUGUUUUUGAUGUUUAUGUACAAAUGUUUGAACAACAUGAGCAACAGAAGGAACAAGUUGAAAACAAAGAAGAGAGAGCAGAAGACAAAAGCACAAUUGAGCAACCGGUGAAUGCACGGUCUACCAUUACUCAGACCAAACCGAUAAUUGUAAAUGCAGAUAUAAAUGUAAUUGUUGCUAUUGAUGACAACCAGAUGGAUAAGACUGAUGAAAAGAAGGCAGAGGAAGCACCGGCAAAGGAACAAAAUGUUGAAGAUCAAUCACCACCGGAUAAAGUAAUCACAAAAGAAGAAAAGACAGAAAAGGAGAAGAUUGAUAAGAAGGAGGAAGAGGAGAACAAAAAAGAGGAGAAGAAGGAUACAUUAUCUCCUAGUUUAAAGAAGAAAAUAAUAAUUGAUGAUGAUGAUAAUGAUGAUGAUGAUGAUUCGAUGAGCAUUAAAGUUCCUAUUGACAUGGAUAGUUUGAGUUCCUCACAACUAAUGGAGAUUGCACAAGCCAUGCAAUCUAGAGCACAUAAGAAGACACUAAAGGAACAACGAAAGGAAGCAGAGACCUUGAGGACAAAAGUUGAAAUUUUGUCUAGUCUCCUACUGAAGACUGAUAUUGAGAAUCUUGUUACUCCGAUGGACAAGCUUGGUCAGUUAGUUGUUGAUGUCGAUGAUCAACUUAAAACCUUUGAAUAG
Messenger RNA from Cryptomeria japonica (Japanese cedar), 954 nucleotides. RefSeq names its product DEK domain-containing chromatin-associated protein 4-like. The transcript has a single exon. The coding region runs from base 1 to 954 and encodes 317 amino acids. The record is from RefSeq and is a predicted model, not a curated record. Lineage: Eukaryota; Viridiplantae; Streptophyta; Pinopsida; Cupressales; Cupressaceae.